Messenger RNA from Pyricularia grisea, 348 nucleotides. RefSeq lists its product as uncharacterized. The record is from RefSeq and is a predicted model, not a curated record. The transcript has 2 exons. Bases 1 to 348 code for a protein of 115 amino acids. NCBI's taxonomy places the organism in Eukaryota, Fungi, Ascomycota, Sordariomycetes, Magnaporthales, Pyriculariaceae.
AUGUUCGCUGCAGCUUUCACGGUCCUGAUACUACCUCGUGAAACAUUGACCGCGGGAAAUCAACUGGAUAGUCUCAACUUCGUACUGGAGCAGUGGCAGGAGCCAGCCACGUCAUCUGACGAAUUGAUCCGGUUCUAUAACAUGCACCAGAUAUUACCUCUUGCUAUGGAUCUCACAACCAGUUUCAACUGCUUCCGCCGUUGCUACAAAUACCAACCAAUUGCACAUGCGGGCCAUGGCUGUUGUACGGUAUAUUUGCGUUAUGAAAUUGGCAGAGCUGUGGAACUGGGCGAUAUCGACACUUACGUCUACAUGAUGGCAUCGUACCGUCGCACCCCGAGGGGCUGA